Messenger RNA from Mytilus trossulus (common blue mussel), 1453 nucleotides. Its product is annotated as hydroxyproline dehydrogenase-like. Gene Ontology annotation, cellular component: mitochondrion. The record is from RefSeq and is a predicted model, not a curated record. NCBI's taxonomy places the organism in Eukaryota, Metazoa, Mollusca, Bivalvia, Mytilida, Mytilidae. The transcript has 9 exons. Gene Ontology annotation, molecular function: proline dehydrogenase activity; FAD binding. The coding region runs from base 14 to 1453 and encodes 479 amino acids.
UUCAUCAACAUCGAUGAAACCGCAUUUAAGUGCAGCGUUGCAAUGGUUGCUGAAAGGCAAUAUGCAUCCGACUUUCCAACAGCGCUUUCAGCAUACAGUGGUAGGCAAAAUUCCAAAAACAGGUUCAACAGAAGUUGCAAGGUCUGAAAUUCAGUUUGAUGACUACAAAACAGUGUUCGAAUUCAAAGAAACACCAGAAAUUUUGCGAGCAUUGUUCGUUUUGAAACUUUGUUCUUUUGAUGGAUUAGUAAAUAAUGGUGAACAGUUGAUGAAAUUGUCUAAGCGAUUACUUGGAAAUAGACUUUAUACUGCGCUACAAAAUAAAACCGUAUAUGGUCAGUUUAUUGGAGGAAAUAGUUUGGAAGAGCUAAUGGUCAAAGUGAAGAUAUUACGAAUGGGAGGAAUUGGCCCACUCUUGGCAGUACCAAUGGAGGAUGACGUCGGAGAGAAAUAUGAUAUAGAACAAAUGGAACUUCAAUUUGAUCAGAACAUGAUUAAAACUAUGGAAUGUCUCGACAUUGUUUCUAACCUGAAUGACAAAAUUCCCAUGAUGCAAGUGAAACUUACAGCUUUAAUACCUGGUGACAUCUGCACAAAAUUAUCAACCAGCUGUCCAAAUCCUAGCGAAGCAAGCAAAACAGUCAUUGAAGACAUUGCAACAUUUUUCCGAACAGAUAAAAUGCCAUAUAUUCCUAAUUUAACAAGUACAGAGAACAUGCAGCUGGAAGCCGGUUUGAAUAGGCUCAAAAUGGUCUUUCAGAAAGGCAAAGAGAAGGACAUAUGGUUGAUGGUAGAUGCUGAGUAUACAUAUAUGAAUCCAGCAUUAAAUCUGAUUACAUUGGCAAUGAUGUUGAAUUAUAAUCAUGACAAACCACUAGUCGCUUAUACAUAUCAGAACUAUCUUAAGGGAACGGAAGAACUAUUGAAACGAGAUAUAGAAUAUAUUAAAUCGCAUGGUGUUGCUUUUUCUGCAAAACUUGUGAGAGGAGCUUAUAUGGACAAAGAAAGAAUGCUCUCAAAAAAGCACGAAUAUCCCUGUCCAAUAAAUAACUGCUAUGAAGACACUUCGGAUACUUACCACAAGUCUCUAGAAAUUCUAUUUGACGAGACAAAGAGGAACAAAACCAAAUUUAAAACAGUAGUUGCCUCACAUAAUGAGAGUACUGUACUCCAUGCAGCAGAUAGGAUGAAAGAAUUUGACAUAGAUAAACAAGAUGGAUCAGUUGUAUUUGGACAGGUUGAUGGAAUGGGUGAUCAAGUUUCCUAUGCUCUAGGACGAGCUGGGUACUUGGUAUACAAAUCAGUACCUUAUGGAAGCAUUGAAGACACUCUACCAUAUCUACUCAGACGGUUGCUAGAGAAUAGAUCGGUACUGAACGGUGUCCGGAGAGAACGGGAACUAUUAAGAUCUGCACUCAAGCACAGGCUUAAACAAAAAUGCUUUCCUGGCUGA